Hyaloscypha bicolor E is the source of this 1887-nucleotide messenger RNA. Its product is annotated as MFS allantoate transporter-like protein. Gene Ontology annotation, cellular component: plasma membrane. Gene Ontology annotation, molecular function: dipeptide transmembrane transporter activity; allantoate transmembrane transporter activity. Lineage: Eukaryota; Fungi; Ascomycota; Leotiomycetes; Helotiales; Hyaloscyphaceae. The record is from RefSeq and is a predicted model, not a curated record. Bases 198 to 1778 code for a protein of 526 amino acids. Gene Ontology annotation, biological process: transmembrane transport; tripeptide transport; dipeptide transport. The transcript is spliced from 3 exons.
UUCCUAUCUCUUGUUCAAUCUCUGACUGCUUCCUUCAUCGGAGAUGCUUUGUAUUUUGCUCCAUAUCUCCAAGAUAUCUUGACCACUUCCCCCCUCUCUCGCCCGUUGCAUGAUCUGAGACCAUUUCUCUUAAGACAUAUUUCGAGAAUACGUUACACGGGAGCCCUCAUCCGCUGGACCUCUGACCGCAUCAUAAAAUGGUAGAUAUGGGGAAAAUCCAGGACGCUUCAUCUGAGGACCCAGAAAAAAAGAUUGACUUAUCGCCGAACAUCACCUAUGGGGAGGGAGAAAUCAAGAACACUAGAUACAUGCACGCAGAUCCGAAUGAUGGAGACGAAGCAUUGAAAGCUUUCAUGGGCCAUGAAGGGGAAACCAUCGAGCUCACACCAGAAGCGGAGAGGAAGCUUCUGAGGAAGAUUGAUCUGAACCUCAUGCCAAUGCUCUGCGUAGUCUAUGGCCUCAACUACCUUGACAAAACAACCCUCUCUUACGCCAGCAUCAUGGGCCUGCAAAAAGACAUCGGAUUGAAAGGGGAUAACUACCAAUGGUUAGGAAGCAUGUUUUACAUCGGGUACAUCUUCUGGGAAUACCCCACCAACCGACUCCUCCAACGGCUCCCUUUGGCGAAAUGGUCUGCAUUCAAUAUCAUAAUGUGGGGCUUGACACUGUGUUGCUUGGCAGCAGUCAGCAACUUCGCUGGUGCUGUCGCGGUGCGAUUCUUCCUUGGUGUAUUUGAAGCUGCCGUUACUCCAGGGUUCGCAUUGUUCACCUCACAGUGGUACACGAGAAAAGAGCAAGGAACACGAACUGGGAUCUGGUUCAGCUUUAAUGGCUUUGCUCAGAUCUUUGGCGGGUGUCUUGCAUAUGGAAUCUCCGUUGGAGUCAAGAAACACGGUUCUGCCAUUGAGCCCUGGAAGAUUGUUUUCUUGACUAUCGGGCUACUGACUGCAAGUAUUGGAUGCAUAUUCUUGUAUUUCAUGCCGGAUAAUCAGUUGAACGCGAAGUUCUUGACGCCCAAUGAGAGGCUGAUGGCUGUGGAGAGGAUUCGGAAGAAUCAGCAGGGUGUGGGCAACAAGCAUUUCAAGAUGUACCAGCUGAAGGAAGCUUUACUAGAUCCGAUGACGUGGGCGUUUACUUUCUUUGCUUUCGUUGCUGAUAUUCCAAAUGGCGGUCUCUCAAACUUCUUCUCCCAGCUGAUCGUCUCAUUCGGUUACACCGCCGACCAGUCCCUUCUUUACGGCACGCCAGGCGGAGCCGUCGAAGUCGUCGCCCUCGUAAUCUGUGGCUUCCUAGGAGAUCGUUACGGCAAUCGCGUCUUAUUCGGAAUGUCCGGCAUGAUCCUCUCAAUUGUCGGCAUGCUCCUCAUCGUCUGCCUCCCGCUCUCCAACAACUCCGGGCGUCUCGCGGGCUUCUACCUAACCUCUGCCUCACCCACCGGCUUCGUGGCCCUGCUCUCCCUCAUCUCUUCCAACGUCGCCGGCUACACUAAGAAAACGACAGUCGGAGCACUAUAUCUGAUUGGGUACUGCGCUGGCAACAUCAUCGGUCCGCAGACUUUCAGACCGAAGGACAAACCGAGGUAUAAGCCUGCUGAGAUUACGAUUCUUGUCUGUUGGGGCAUUUGUGUGCUGGACUUGGGGUUUAUUGCUUGGUAUUAUAGGCGGAUGAAUAAGAAGAAUGAGGGGAUCAGGAUGGAGCCUGGGUAUACGAAGUUGGAUAAGCAGGAGUUUUUGGAUUUGACGGAUAGGGAGAACCCGGAGUUUGUCUAUACCCUGUAGGAUCCUGGACGCAGGCUGUUUUCUCCUCGACUUGUCGAGAAUUGCAGGCACAGUGGCUGUCAUCAAAUGAGGGAAUGAGAAAUAAAUUGUUCAAACUUUCGAGGGCGUG